This is a messenger RNA of Hemibagrus wyckioides, 3070 nucleotides long. It is a transcript of the gene mest, whose product is annotated as mesoderm specific transcript. The transcript has 12 exons. The coding region runs from base 132 to 1169 and encodes 345 amino acids. Gene Ontology annotation, molecular function: catalytic activity. Lineage: Eukaryota; Metazoa; Chordata; Actinopteri; Siluriformes; Bagridae. The record is from RefSeq and is a predicted model, not a curated record.
GCAGGCGGCGCCGUGAAGCGCUUUGUGUUCAGUGACGGUGAGACAGACCUUCAGAGCCAAAACACAGCUAGACGGAAGGAAGGCAGGAAGAAACGAGACUUCAUGCAGCUGGAGAGGAGAAGCUCGGGGUCAUGAGUCGCCAAACCUCACCUGCAGGAGUUGAGUGUGUGUCUGCCUGCGCAGUGAUGAGGGACUGGUGGCAGCGUGUGGUUCUGCUGUUCUGCGUUCCUCUUCUCGCCGUCUACCUGCACAUCCCGCCCCCUCCGCUCUCACCUGCCCUGCACACCUGGCACUCCUCCGGGCGCUUCUUCAGCUUCAGGGGUAACAACAUCUUUUACAGAGAGUCUCUGGGAGCUGUGGGGAGCUCUGAUGUGGUGCUGCUGCUUCAUGGGUUUCCCACCUCCAGCUACGACUGGCACAAGGUUUGGGAGCCUCUGAGUCAGCGCUUUAACAGAGUCAUCGCACUCGACUUCCUCGGCUUCGGCUUCUCGGAUAAACCUAGGCCACAUCGGUAUUCGGUGUUCGAACAGGCCGGUGUAGUGGAGGCUUUAAUCUCACAUCUGGGUCUCGCUGAGCAGAAGAUCAACCUGCUGUCUCACAACUAUGGAGACACCGUAGCACUCGAGCUCCUCUACAGGAGUGACAACAACCGAACUGGACACAUGGCCAUAAACAGCCUCUGCCUUUCAAAUGGAGGUAUCUUCCCUGAGACGCAUCACCCCAGGUUUCUUCAGAAGGUCCUGAAGGAUUAUGGUUUCAUCUCCUCUCUGCUUACCAGACUUAUGAACUACUACCUCUUCUCUAAAGGGAUCGGAGAAGUCUUCGGUCCGUACACGCAGCCCACUGAAGCCGAUCUGUGGGACAUGUGGACAGGAAUCCGCUUUAAUGAUGGAAAUUUGGUGAUGGACAGCAUCCUGCAGUACAUUAAUCAGAGACUGAAGCACAGAGAGAGAUGGGUUGGAGCUCUCACGUCUACAUUAACCCCAUUGCACAUGAUCUACGGCCCUCUGGAUCCGGUGAAUCCGUCCCCUCAGUUUAUUCAUCUCUACCAAAAGCUGGUUCCUCGGUCGACUAUAACCGUUCUGGACGAGCACAUCAGCCAUUACCCACAGCUGGAGGAUCCCACAGGCUUCACCAACGCCUACCUCAACUUCAUCAACUCGUUCUGAGCGGCACUGGAGAAGAGGUGAAGAGAAAUCACAGCCCAGGGACACGGUUCUUAUAGAGAGACGGUGAGAGAAGCGUACUGAGGAACCGCAAAAGAGGAGGACAUUUCUUUUUGGGUAUUUAAUUUGCGGGGAUUAUUUUGAUUGAUAUUGAAAUACUAAGCGCUUAACGGCAAGUCUACAAAUUAUUCACUGAUUACAGCAGGCUGGAGUAACUCCUCUGGUGCCUAAACUGAACAAAUGUGAUGUUUCAGAUUAUAAACUGGAUCCUUUAAGAUAAGUGUAAUCUUUAUAGAUUUCACCUCUGUACCUUAAAUAACAGACGGAUGAGUCUGAUCUGAGUGUGAACAAGUUCAACCAAUCAGCAGGUAGGGAGUGAAACAGUGCCUAGAGAUGAUCAGCACUUUGCUCACGGUUCACCAUCAAGACGUGUUUAGAAAACGGAGCAGGAGUUCUGCACGUGUAUCCGAGUCUCGCAGAGCGGUCACUAUUCGAAUGCAAGGUGAAAAAUUCAUAUUCUAGUGCUGUUUACGGUGUUGUUAGUGUCACCUGCUCUUAAUUAGAAAUCUUGUUAGUGAUCAAAUAUGAAGAGAUUCCCUGUAAGGUACUGAUUAUAAUAAAUAAAGCUAAUCUAGAGAACAUGCUAGGCUAGUUAGCUAGCCAAUAUUUGCUAGGAGGAGAGUGUCGCUAUGGUUACAGUGUUCACUUUUUAAACCCAUAUUCUAACAUGAAUAUUAACAUGCAGCCUAAGCGCAUUAGACAGAUUUUAAUUGUGUAGUUCAGCCUCUGAUCCAGCAGAGGGCAGCCUAAACGUUUUAAAUGUUCUCGUGGCCCAUCAGUAAAUUAAGCGACUGAUACAAAUAUGGAAGAUAACACCAAGACGAGCGGCGCUGCCUUAAGCGGACAAUUACGACCCCCAAAUCAUCUAAAAGCAGUUUGUGGAAGUAUUUUGGGUUCUACACUGUAGAGGGUCAAAGAAGGGUUCUAUAAGCUAGCUCUGGAUACUGUGACAUGUAAAUAAUUUGUUGUGUAUGAGGGCCGGUCUUAUAGGUGAUACAGUGCCAAGGUUUUCUAUCCAUGGGGGGGUGUUGUCUCUGCAGCUGCUGAUCAUCAUCUAGGGCGUAAAUCGGGACACUCUGAAAGGACUUCACAUCGUCAGUAUUAUCUGAUUUUAAAGAGGUUAAAAUUGAGAAAGUAAGAAAUUGUUUGAUUAAAUGUUGAUUCUUUGACUUUUGGGAAGUGAAGCGUAUAUAAGAUGAGAGGUCCCUGUACCUGGUCCAGGAGAGCCACAUGUCCCAGUCUGGGAACCCGAGUCUUGGGCCGUGUCCACACUAAUACAUUUUCGUUUUAAAACGCAUAUUUUUCUAUCAGUUUUGGCGUUCAUCCACACUGAGACGCCGUUUUUAGUCAGGCGGAUAAAUUUGAAAACGCCUAUUUUGUGUCGCAGUGUGAAAAAUGAGGCUUUUGAAAACGAUGCUGCAUUUGCAGUCAUGUGACCAGUUCAGCUAAAAUGACGUCUACAAGCUCGCUCGUUUUUGCAGCUUUAUACUCCUGUGUUACAGCAACAUCUCCAUCUCACUGUCGGUCCAUUUAAAAAACUCGCUGCUUUUCCUCGACUUAUUGCAGCGAUUUUGCAAAGAGCUGGAGAGUAAACAAACACCAGACGGACGCCUCUUACGUGUUACUCUCGUGCAGUACAGGGAUGUAAGCGUUUUCAGACGUUUCAAUGUGGAUGCAGAGCGUUUUCAGACGAUAGUGUAGAUGUAGCCUUGGAGCUCUGUGAAUUGUUUAUCAUGAGGUUUAAUAGCAAGGAAUUAAAUCCUGCAUCACACCAGCUUCAGAUGUAUGCAAUUUGAUUAAAAUAGUGAAUAUUUUUGAACAUGUACUUGCAACAAAUCAACAAA